Molecule: messenger RNA, 2800 nt
Organism: Cimex lectularius (bed bug)
Lineage: Eukaryota; Metazoa; Arthropoda; Insecta; Hemiptera; Cimicidae
Product: band 4.1-like protein 4A
Exons: 19
Coding region: 637-2391 (584 amino acids)
Cellular component (GO): cytoskeleton
Source: RefSeq, a predicted model, not a curated record
GGUUAUUAAUUAACAAAUAAGCUCAAUUGUUAGCUGGUGCUGUUUAGAUCUCAGAACAUACUAGCCUCCCCCACCAACACCAAUAAGUUUGUUAACUACUCUUAUUAACAACUCUAACAACGCAGACUCUCUGUCCUCCUUUAUGACUCCUCACUCUUUGACUUUUUGACUCACAGUCAUCAGUACAGGAUAGUCUUAUAUCCCGCGUUCCGUUCCGGGUGUUACUUUUUCCCAUUGAGAACGCAGGAAAAGGUUGUCCCAAUAAUCCGGAAUGAUUAUUAAACAAAAUUAUUUCCGGAGGCGAUCUGAAAAAAAAACCGAUCUGAGAAGAUCAUCAAUCAUUUAUAUUCAUAACAACUCGUCCUCAGGUAACAAAAGGUAAUAAGUCCAGCCGGUUAUACAGAAAGAAAAGUGAGAGCCAGAACAAGAGGGGGGGUGGAGUUCGGCAUCCAUCGGUACACACGGUCACCAAUCCUCCAGUAGUUGUCUGACUCGUCUCGGCGAACCUUCCACCGACCUGAACUUCAUGUCUCCAUUGAGCGAAAACUCGCCUGGGCCUCGUCCUACAAAUUACAGCAUGACUUGACAUCGAAGGGGAAAGAAAUUUACAAGCAGUUUAUAUGAACAGGGUGUGAAAUGGAAUGUUGGAAAACGAGAAGAACUCACCCGUGCAAGAUCAUACUUUUGGACCACCAAGAGAUCAUCGAAGAAAUGACUGAAAGUACCAAAGGGUCAGAAAUUAUGAAUGGAGUUUUCAAACAUCUGAAUAUAAUAGAAACCGCACAUUUUGGACUGAGAUACAUUGAUCCCAAUAAUCAGACGCACUGGUUGGAUUCUAAGAAGACAGUUUUUAAACAACUCAAAGGCAAAACAAGGUUUACUCUUUAUUUUGGGGUUAAAUUUUAUGCAGUAGACCCUUGUAAACUGACAGAAGAAGUUACCAGGUACCAAUUCUUUCUUCAAUUGAAGCAGGAUAUCCUUCAAGGAAGACUUCCCGUGUCAUUUGAGUUGGCAGUUGAAUUAGGAGCCUAUCUUGUCCAAUCUGAAUUAGGCGAUUUUGAUCCUAGAAGGCAUACAGCAGGCUAUGUAUCGGAAUUUCGUUUUGUCUCAAAUCAAACUGUCGAGAUGGAAAACAAAAUCGCCGAACUUCACAAAGAACUUGUAGGUCAGCAGCCUGCACUUGCAGAACUAAAUUACCUAGAGAAAGUAAAAUGGCUUGAGAUGUAUGGUGUAGAUUUGCAUCCUGUUCUGGGCGAAGACAAUACAGAAUACUUUUUAGGUCUUACACCCACUGGUGUAAUAGUAUUAAGAAACAAGAACAAAGUAGCUAGCUAUUUUUGGCCAAGAAUUACAAAAAUAUUUCACAAAGGGAAAUAUUUCAUGAUAAGGAUCAAUGACAAAAAAAAUGAAGAAAACACUUUUGGCUUUGAAACACCGUCAAAAGGAGCCUGCAGGCAUUUAUACAAAUGCUCAAUCGAGCAUCACAACUUCUUCAGGCAGACACAAUCAACUGCUAACCCGAGUGGGCUGAAAGACUCAACGGAGUACGGGAGAAGCCGUGCCAACCAACCAUUCGUCAGAGUUCCAAGUAGGAGGUUUCAACGAAGAAUAAUCGAAAAUGUGCCAGCAAAAUCAGAAGAAAAAGUUAUUGAACAAGAGUCUCCUUCACCUACCGAAACAAACUUGUUUUCACAAAUAGAACAAUGGAAGAGAAGUGAUUCCCCUAGGAGCACCCAAAGUUUACCACCAGCAAGAGGUCUUUAUUCAUCUAAUUUACGGAUUUCUUCUUCAAGAAGAUCUGUCUCAGUUGAAAGUCGAUCUUCGAAUGAUUCCAAAUCUUGCAAAAGUAACACACGCCAUAAUAGCAAAAGGAGGGGUUCAGACAAUGAGAGCGAGAUUUCGAAAUGUUCUGGGAAAUCGAGACGAAGACGAACAAGGAGUAAGCAUUCGUCCGGGAGUGAACGAGACCACCGUAAACGCCGAAGUUCAUCUAGUCAAAAGUAUGUUCUGGUCGACUCUAAGGAACAAUGGAAAGAAGUUCAAAGAAAACAAGCAGAAGGAUGUCUUGUACAAAAAGCCAAAGUUAUCACAUCGACAAGAUCUCAUUCAGAAAGAGGUUAUGUAGAGAAAGACCAUGAAUUCAAUCAUCAUAAAAGUAGACGUCAUAGGAAACACAGGUCAAGGUCGCCUUCUGAAACCAAAACCCACAUGCCUGAGGAACUGAAAAAGCAUUUGCAGUUCAGUCUUGUCGAUACUGCAGGGAUGACUGAAAGCCAGCUGCGAGAAAUCCCAUACAAAGUUGUCGAAACCAGCACAGCCAAGGCAAUCAGGAUUAAACUAUCUCCGACAACGAGAAAAGCUUACUCGAGUUCUCACAGGACCAAACGGUAGAUCCCAGUAAGUGAUGAGCAGGUGAAAAUUUCCAAAGAAACUUCAGGGAUUGUCCAAGAAACGAGUGCAGAGUUCAGAUAAUUUAAAAAAAAAGUAUCAAAGGGAAAUUUGGUCGCACCAAAAAGGCAAUAAAACUGCAGUCUUGUGUCCGUAUAAGUGGUCAUUUUGUAAUUAUUUUAAAUUAAAUCCAGUAUAAAGACAAAUUAUCGAUUUUAAAACAAGUUAGACAAGAAAAUGAACAAUUAUUAAUUUAUUUGUAUAAAUGUAUAUAAUUUAUGUGUAACAAUUGUGACGAAACACAGGAGUUCGUUCAUGAAAUAAUAAUGUGCUUAAAAAGUAAAUAUUUAUUUGUUUUCUUGUGAUUAAACUAAUUAAUAACAUAUUUUGUAUUAAUAAAUAAAAUUGGUCA